Messenger RNA from Cyprinodon variegatus (sheepshead minnow), 2830 nucleotides. Its product is annotated as ATPase family AAA domain-containing protein 1-A-like. The transcript has 8 exons. NCBI's taxonomy places the organism in Eukaryota, Metazoa, Chordata, Actinopteri, Cyprinodontiformes, Cyprinodontidae. Gene Ontology annotation, cellular component: mitochondrial outer membrane. Bases 105 to 995 code for a protein of 296 amino acids. The record is from RefSeq and is a predicted model, not a curated record.
AGGUUUUGUUUCUAGCCGAACCACAAAAACAGUUGCACCUUCAGUACAGUUAGCUAGCAUUUGACAUUUCUGUUUUGCCGAUGGACUGAGAUCAGCCAGUAAAGAUGCUACUGAAAGAUCUGCCCAGAGAAGCCUUGAUGAGGCCCCUUUCCAGGAAUGAAGUGAUUGGGAUGUUGGUGAGGCUGAGCAUCUUUGGUGCUGCUACAUACUACAGCAUCAAAUGGGUUGUGGACGCCAUGGACCCCACCUCUAAACAGAAGAGCCAGGCCAAAAAAAGGGCAGAAGAGCUGAUGAGGAGGAUCGGCGUCGAAGGGGUCAAACUGACAGAGUACGAGAUGAACAUUGCAUCUCUCUUAGUCGAUCCCCAAACUAUCAAGGUGUCCUGGAGAGAUAUAGCAGGUCUGGAUGACAUUAUUAACGAGCUGCAGGACACCGUUAUACUACCCUUUCAGAAAAGACACCUUUUACCUGAAUCUAAACUCUUCCAGCCUCCUAAAGGAUUAUGGUCGACUACAGAGCAGCAGAAACGAGCCGUGAGCUACGGGCCUGGUCCAGGAACCCCGGCGGAGGGGGGCAGGAGCCAGCGGGGACAGAGUGAACAAACCCGACCCAGUGAUGGUAGCCUGGACACAGGCGGUACUAAUACAAGGCAAAGAGAAGACAUCCUCCGGCUGGUUCUAGCAGGAGAAAAUCUUAGUAAUGCCAUAAAUCUGAAAGAGAUUGCUGAGAAGACCGAAGGAUACUCUGGCAGUGACCUCCGGGAGCUUUGCCGCGAUGCCGCCAUGUACCGGGUCAGGGAUUAUGUCCGCAAGGAGCAAAUGAGGCAGAUCGCACAGCAGCUGCAGGACUAUGAGGAGGAGGAAAGGCCUGUUGAUGAGGAUCGGCUCAGGCCUGUGACCCAGCUGGACCUCCUCUUCGGCCUUGACAAGAUGAAGGAAUCCAAGCAGGCCACAUCCGUCAUCCUACCGCGGGUAGCAGAGGUCCCUCUGGACUGAACGCUGCUGUUUGGGGAAAAUGCCAUUCAUUUUUACUUUCGGUUUUCACUUUACGUUCCAACUCUGAGAGCAGACCAGCUGUAGAACGUGCCUUUUCAAAGGGUAAAAUGCAAAAAUACAGUUUUUCUGACUUCCUCAUUGUGUGGCAAAAUGCAGCAUCCAUGCAAUGAGGUGGAAUAUAAGAGACUCUGCAAAACUGACUGGUAACUUGCAUGAGACAGAGCUGUCAAUCAUUGUUUGUUGAGGAGCACAAAGGGAUGGUCAUCAACAUUUUAGAUAAGGUCAAAUGACAUUAACUUCCCUGAUAGGUGGUCAGAAGCAGAGCAGCUAAUAAACACAUAACCUGCAGGGCAUGGUGGCCCUCGGAGCAGAGUACUCCCCCACAUGGUUUAAUUUAUUCCCAGGACAGGAUUAUCUCCUUAAAUUGUCAGACGGAGUGCAGAUCCAUCAAGAAAAAAGGAAUUAUAAACAGUAUUUUGAAGACAAUUGCUUUUCAGCCUUAGUGUUGUUCUAUCAAGUGUGCUCACAUUUUUAUUUUAUUUUUUCAUGGGUUGCAUCUUUAUUUUCAUCUAGUAAAUCCAUGCAUUUAUAGUCUAGUUGUAAGCCAGCAUGUGGGAUCUAAAGCUUUGCUCUCAAGGAGGUCUGAUCUAAACGUUUCUUAUCAAAUAAUUAUGCUAGGUAACAUUUUUGGCCUGAAUUGGCCAAAAAAAAAGUGUCUAAUGGUUUGGUUUUAAUAAUGCUUUUGUGCAUAUGUCUUGAGAUGAAAACUGAGCCAAAUGUAGUUCACAAGAAGUUUUUAAUGAAAAUCAGCCAUGAUAUAAACCAAGGCAGCAUAUAAAUAUCAAACUCCUCAACAGUUUAUUAGGCUGUAAUAAAAUGCUUAGUCAUAUCGUUUUUUUUAUUUGUUGUUUUUUUUUUUACAGAAAAGAUAAACUUUUAGUCGAGAGGUUUCAUUCAAACUAGGCAUGGGCCAGUUAGUUCUUUUAAAAAUAACUUUUAAUUUUCCUACAGUUUAAAAUGCUUUUUAUUGAGAUUCGAAAGAAGCUGAGAGGAGAUUUCUGGGCUGAGCACUGCUUCAGCUGGCUGAAAGAAGAAAGAUCUUGCUGUGUAAAGACAUUGUGGGAAAACAUGUACUGUAAUCAUCAUGCUCAUUUGCAAACCACUUAUAGCAGGAAUCAUUGUUGUUAUUCUGUUUUAAAUUAUUUUCCCAGGAUUUUGAAUUGAACAUGGGUUUCCUCACUCAAUAAAGUGUAGUUUUUAUUAAGCCUUUUAAAUUUUUUUUUUUUUGCCAUAUAUUUUUUGUUUUUCUAGUAAGUUGGAGCCUCAUCUGUGGCCAUCUGGUCACAGUAUGUGUAAAAUGGAUCCACUGUGGUUGUUAUGCAGCUGUUUCUCUUGCUUAUGCACUGAGUGAAUCGGGUCAUCCUUAUUAUUCACCCAUGUGGUGGCGCUGUAGAUUCACUAUCCUGUUACAGAGGCAGCUGUUACAUUGCUUUUAUUUAGAGCCAUGUUAUUGCACUAUUGGAAAUAAAUGAAGUGCUGUGUUGUUUCUCCCUUAUUGGUUUAUCCAGUGAUGUUGAGACAUCUGUUGCUCUUCAUUAGAGAACCUCAGGUGACAGUUAAAGGUCAGAAUGAUGCCAUGUGAGCCACCGCUGCUCGUGAGCUUAAGAGAAAUCUCAAAACGUUUUCUCUCGGUGCAAUAUCAUUGAUGAGAUCCCAUCAGUUAUCAGCGUAGACACUCCCCAUUAAUAUAAAAUGAUAAGAAUAUAAGAAUGUCUGUAUGUAUUCAAUGUGAAGUUAAAUUGUUCUGUAAAUCAUAUUUAUUAAAUUCUGUUUAU